UUCCCCCUCCCCUCAUCCCCACAACCUUGUGCACGUGACCAGAAACUGGGCCUAGCCUCUCCGCCUCUGCCUCCCGCGCAGCUCUUCGGGGGUUACGCGAACCUCCUCCUCCCCCCCCCCGUGCCACCGCUCGUCCCCAACGGGGGAUCAGCGGCGGGGACCCCGGAUUGAAGGGGACCCUCCCCCCCCCGCGCGCGUGGUGAGGAGGAGGUGGAGUGAGGGGGGGCGCCCAAGCCCAGGAGUUUAUGGGGACCAGGCUCCGCGUUCGUUUCCUUCCCUCAGGGCAGAGUGGGGCGCUGACGGGGACCGAGGGGGCAGUUCGGCGACAACCAGGGCCGUCGUCACACCACGGUGUCCAAAAUCCCAACCAGUUUCACCAGUUUCACCAGGACCACAAGGACCACAAGACAUACCGCAUCCCAUCUGCCAGGGGAACCUCCAGUAACCGACAUCUUCCCAGUGGCGAGCGAGCGAGGCAAGACCCUGACGCUCAUCGCCUUGUCCCGCCAGCGCAGCACAAGCACCAACACGGGGACAGCCUGCAGAAACUAGUGGAGAACAGUGACCGGUACAAGGAAGGUCUGCGUGAGCUAGUGCAUUACAAGGACGGGCAUAAGGAGAGUCUACAGAAACCAGAAUACAUCAAGGACGGGCAUAAAGAAAGUGCUUACAGGCUAGCGGAUGACAAGGACCGACACAAGGAAAGUGUGUAUAAGCCAGCGUAUAGCAAGGACAGGCAUAAGGAGAGUGUGUACAUGGCAAUACAAAAGAAGGAGAGUAUCCCGAAACCAGUGUACGAUAAGAACCAGAAUAAGGAAAUGCUGUACAAGCCAGUAUAUCAUAAGGAGCGGUACAAGAAGAAUUUGGACAGAUCGGUAUAUCAUAAGGACCGGUAUAAGGAAAGUGUAGACAAGCCAGUACAUCAUAAAGACCAGUAUAAGGAAAUUCUGGAUAAGCCGGUACAUCAUAAAGACCUGAAUAAAGAAAGUCUGUGCAAGCCAGUACACCAUCAGAACCAGUACAAGGAGAGAGCCCCUCAGCGAGUGCAUAACAGGGACCGGUCUACAGACAGUCCGGUUGAUAAAACUCAGAGGGCAGCCAAGGAAAGGGGUGACAGCCCGAGUCACACGACCGUGCAGAGGCAAGAAAGGCCGAGUUGGCAAAAACCGAGUUUGGAGAAGUGGGACCCGUUCCGACCGAGACGGACGAGGCAGGUGCAUCCCGACGGCAGCCACAGCCACACCUGGAGUGUGGUCACACCGGGGUCUGGAGCGAAUGGGCCUCAUCGAGGGGUCAAGGGGACCCGGGGGACGGAGGGGGUCCGCGGGGCAAAGGAGCUGGCGGGGUGCGCCCUGUCGAAACGGUCGCAGGAGGAGUACGCGUGGCUCGCGGAGCGACUGGGCGAGCAGGGAAAGAAAUGCCGGGCAUACUCGGAGCGUUGCUCGCAGGUUAAGCACAGCACUGAGGCCGCCAGGUUUGAGGAGAUGGCUGAACAAGCAACGCGGCUGCAGGUGCUCCUGGAGAUGGCGCAGAGGCAGGGGGCACCGGCCCCCACACACACCCUCACGCGCGAGACUCUGCACGUGCCCAGGGUCAACCCUGACCUGGCUGCUGGUGACCUCCUGGUGACCGUCUUCCGGGGUCACGACCUUUGCCCCCCCUCCACUCCAGGUGUGGCGAAGCAUGGACUGCACGCAUUCGUAAAAAUCGAGGUGCCCCUGCCAUGCCCGAAGGCGUCCCAGAGGGAGAAGACUAGCACGCAGAGCGGCACGUGCCCAGAGUUCAACGAGAGUUUCAAGUUCACUCUUCAGCGUGGGUCUCUUGGGUUCCUCAACGCCGUGCGCCAAGGAGACAUCUCCUUCCUGCUGCUCCACAAGGGCCCACUGGGAAGUGAGUGGGCUCUGGGAGAAGCUGUGCUGGGGCUUCGCACUCUGCUCGGUCGCUGUGAGGUGACGGCGACCUUACCGCUCCGGAGGUCGGGCCGGGAGGGGGAGGGGUCGCGGGGGGCGGCUGGCUCCGUGGACGUGCUGGUGCGCGCCCGUUCACCCCUGGGGGGCGGCUGGGACCUGGAGGAGGUGGAGGAGGAGUGGCUGCAGCUGAACCCCGUGCACACGCAUGUGAUACUGUCGGGCAGGGGCGUGGAAAUUGAUCCCAGCAGCCUGGACGUGGCGAGCGUGGAGGUGCUAGCUCUGGAGCGGAAGCUGCUCGAAAGUCAGCUAGCGGUGUACCUGGAGGUGGGGCGCACGCCCUCGCCAGCGCUGGCGCAACGCUUCAUGCUGCUGGGCCGGCAGGAGGAGUGGCUGAGGAGUCAGCUGGAGGCCGGCGACGACGCGACGGUGCACGACUACGUGGCGUGGCUGAUGGUGCUGGCCCGUCGCUACUGCGAGGAGGUGCGCAGGAGGAGACGUGUGGGGGUCGACGAGGAGGGCGCUCGCCUCGCCGCUGCCAAGCACCGUGCCGUUCUCGCUGAGAUCUCUCUCUACAAGCGGUGAAUGUCGCCGAUCAUGAUGGUAUCGUCGUGACGAUGGGUGGCAUCGCUAUGACGGCGACUGGGAUCGCCGUGGUGACGGGGAGAUCGCCGUGAUGAAGGAGAUCGGCGUGACAACGGGGAGAUCGCCGUGACGACUGGGAUCGCCGUGACGACUGGGAUCGCCGUGACGACGGGGAGAUCGCCGUGACGAAUGGGAUUGCCGUGACGACGGGGAGAUCGCCGUGACGACGGGGAGAUCGCCGUGACGACGGAGAGAUCGCCGUGACGACGGGGUGAAGUGUGUCCCGACUAAUGCUAGUUCCCUCUUUUCCGGCGGCACUGAGGAUGGUGGAGUCUUUUUAGCCGCGGCAGAACAAACUGUAAAUAGUUUAUGGUCCAGUGGAACUGUGUUCAUUUAUAUUUUGUUGAUACUUAGAGCAAACAGUGUCAAUAACGAAUGAAAUAAUGGUUGGAUUUUUUGUACAAAAUGUAAAUAUUUAAGGCACAGUGCUGGUGUAAAUUAUUCAUGUUUAUUUAUUGUUGGGAGCAAGGUCAUUGCACAGGGACACACGCGUCCACGCAUGCAGACGAGAGUCACCUGCGUGUGCACGGACACAAAGACAAAGAUCCCCCGUGUAGCCUUAACAGACCGUUGGGACAAGUGCUGUUAGCGAGCGCCUAUUGAAGGCUGGCACGGCA
Petromyzon marinus (sea lamprey) is the source of this 3169-nucleotide messenger RNA. NCBI's taxonomy places the organism in Eukaryota, Metazoa, Chordata, Hyperoartia, Petromyzontiformes, Petromyzontidae. The record is from RefSeq and is a predicted model, not a curated record.